Messenger RNA from Malaya genurostris, 1373 nucleotides. RefSeq lists its product as uncharacterized. The transcript has 3 exons. Gene Ontology annotation, molecular function: protein binding. The coding region runs from base 1 to 1284 and encodes 427 amino acids. Lineage: Eukaryota; Metazoa; Arthropoda; Insecta; Diptera; Culicidae. The record is from RefSeq and is a predicted model, not a curated record.
AUGAGUACCCAUAGCAUUGUUCGCCCCGGCUUAACCACCGCCAUCAUCGGUCACCUGCCAGCAAUCAAACUUCGUCUUCGUAAGAAAGUACCGCAGCUUACCUUCCAGGAUGUGCGUCGCUCGCGGAUUCCAUUUUACGAAGCGCUGGCCAGUGAAUUGUACGAGUCCGGGUGCGUCAACGCUGCCUUUCUGUUGCUGCAGCUAAUCGAGUACGAGCAUGACCGAGUUCCACCAACAUCGGAUCAAAGUAUUGAGAAGAAACGGCUUAAGAACUCGAAAAAGUUGCUCAACAAUCUGUUCACUUCCCUACAAGAAACCGAAAACUAUAAAAUCAAAAAGCAGUAUGAAAACGAGGUGGAAAAUCUACUGGCUAUUGGUCGAUCAUUUCAGGAAGACAAGCACAAACGCUGGCUUGCUCGGCAGUUUUUCCUAAUAAGUUUGGACCGAUGUCAAGACUGUACCCUGGAAUCUACGCGGGUAGGAGCACUGGCUAAUUAUUAUUACGGAAUGUUUCUGCUUGAGGAAGGGAAUCUGCAGGAUGCUGCUAGUGUACUGGAAUCAGCCAAAAGUCAAGCAGUCCGUCAAACCUGGCCGUUAGAUCAUGGCAUCGGAGCUACACUACUGGCGAACGAAAUUCACCACCGAUUGUUUCUAGUUUAUUCGAAACUCGCUGAACAGUUUGGCGCUACCAACUCAGCGAAAUUUGAAUUUUACUCACGUUUGAGUCAUGCAGCUGCAAUUGACUCGAAUCUAGAACCAGUGUUGUGCGACUCGUACCUGCAGUACGGAGAUUUUCUACUCGAUCGGGGAGAAUAUCGAGAAGCACUGAAUUCCUAUAAACAAUCAUUGAAAAGAGCGAAAUUUAUUUUUGCCAAAGAUAAAGUCUGCAAGAUAAAUAAUCGAAUGGCUGCCAUAUACCGAAGAUUAGGUGAAACUAAAGAAUGCAUCCACCAUCUGCAGAUGAUAAACCGAUUAACAGUACACGAUAAAACAUCGGAGUGUUACGCUGAAAUGCAGCUUUUGAAUGGUGAAAUCCAUUUGGAGAAUGGUCAAUUGCAGGAAGCAGUUGACGCACUGGACAUGGCUCGGGUCGUUUAUGAACAACUAGGGAAAGACCUCAAAAUGAUUCAGGCUAGCUGCUUCGGAGCGCUGGCAGCAGGAGAAAAACACUUUGGACUGUUUGUUCAGUUGGUACGGGAUGUCGAAGCACGAGGAUUUAGUUCCGACAACGAUAGUCUUUUCAAACUGCUUCGUUGGAACGAAAAAAGUGCUCCUUUUUGGUGAACAGGUUCGAAUGCAAAUUUACUGGUGCGACUAUCGGACAGUGGAGAGACAAAAACAAUAAAAAUUAGAUUAGAUUCGAAUGGAAGGUA